AUGGUGCAUGGUAAUAAUGUUACAGGAACACUUCAAUUCCUUGCCAUUUCAAAACUUUCCAUUGAACGGAAACAUUCUGAUAACACAGAUGACAGGGAAACCCUGACUGGCAGCCUCAGACCUACUUCACUUAGCCCUGAAGCUACUGCCUUUCUCAAUAUCAUUGUCAUAAGGAUGCUACGAGAUUCUGUGCAUGAAGUAUUUCAAUCCGGCGUAACUGCAAUUACAAGCCUACAAGCCGCAGUAAAAAAAUCCCUGCAGUCGCCUAGUCAAAUCGCCAACAAUGAGUGCUGCCAACUCAACGUUAACGAUCUGACAUACAGUACACGAUUUGGCAAACCUAUCAGUGAAAACUAUGCAUGUGAAAGGAUCUCCCCUACUGUUACCGAUGACCCUGAGCGAUUGAGCAAUGACGUUGUGACUGUUAUGAAAGAGAACAACAGGCAAAUACCACAAAUUAAAUGGCAAUAUUAUGGCACUGAACAAGGAAUGAUGACGAUAUACCCUGCUAAUAAACAAAACGGAUGUGACAUAUAUGAUAAUAGAUACAGACCAUGGUAUGUUGAGACAAAAUCCCCACACCCUAAGAACAUUGUCAUUGUGUUAGAUAACAGUGGAUCAAUGAGACAAAAUCAUGGUGGUAGAACGUUAAUGGAGUUCGCAAAGGAAUCGAUUAAAACUGUUUUAUAUACACUAAAUCCAAACGAUAAGGUCUCUGUCAUUUCUUUUUCUGACGCAGUGAGACUGCCUAUUGGUAGCGGUAGACCUGAAUGCUUUGGAGAACGAUUAGCGCAAGCAACACCUCUAAACAUUGAUCAUCUGAAUGACUUUUUACAAUCUCUUCCAAUUGACGAUUCCACUAAGUAUCUAGCAGCCUUGAAUACCUCGUUUGAUUUAUUAAUUGCGUCUAGACCAACGAAUGGUGAAAACAGAGAUCAAGUAAUAUUGUUUGUGACUGAUGGGAAACCUGACGAUGACAUGGCAGUUAGUUCAACGGAUUCGGUCGAGUAUGUACGCAAUGCAGCCAUUCUUAAAAUGAUUAUUGAUAGAAAUAACGAAAUGGGCAAUAAAGUUUCUAUUUUCACGUACGGACUGGGAUCAGACGUGGACAGCGACCUACUUGAAGCCAUGGCUACUCAAAAUGGCAGCGCAUAUGGUAUUUUCUCCGCAAAUAAGUUCUACAAUUGUGACUGGCCAAGCCACAUUAGUAACUCGUCCUGAAGAACUUCGUAAUAAAAUAACUUCUUACAACGAUUAUUAUACAAACACACAAA
Messenger RNA from Saccoglossus kowalevskii, 1274 nucleotides. RefSeq names its product VWFA and cache domain-containing protein 1-like. Gene Ontology annotation, cellular component: voltage-gated calcium channel complex. The record is from RefSeq and is a predicted model, not a curated record. Gene Ontology annotation, molecular function: voltage-gated calcium channel activity. Lineage: Eukaryota; Metazoa; Hemichordata; Enteropneusta; Harrimaniidae.